AUUUACGCAUAAAUUUCAAUUAAAUAAAUCAAAAUUUUGUAAUACUAAAAGAAUAUGUUGAUCUUUCAAAUAGUUUUCUUAAUUUGCUACGUUACUUAUACGCAAGCGUUCUCGUGUGAAUGGGAUUGUCCUUUAAAUGCCGUAUGUACAGGCCAGGACAUAUGUACCUGUGUGACAGGCUACGAAGCCAUAAUCUCAGAAGAGGAUGGUCUACCACAUUGCGAGUUGAGGAAUAAAACAACCAAUAAGGGUGAAUUCGAACUUGCAGAUUAUAGAUACAUACCAGAUAUAUGGGAAUUUUUUAGUGACGAAGAUAGUACAAUUGAAAUAACAGAUGAAAGUGAAACAACCUCAACGACAACAGAAUAUGAAUUCGAAUUUCAUACGGAAUCAGCCUAUUCAACUGAAAUAACAGAUGAAAGUGAAACAACCUCAACGACAAAACAAUAUGAAUUCGAAUUUGAAGAUUAUGGCUAUACACCAGAUAUGUGGGAACUUUUUAGUACUGAGCAGGAAACUGAAACAAAUUUUCAAGAAGAACUUAAUACUGAAAUUCUUUUAGACGAAGAUAGUACGGAAUCAGCCUUUUCAACUGAAAUAACAGAUGAGAGUGAAACAACCUCACGACAGCCUAUUCAACUGAAAUAACAGAUGA
Lucilia sericata (common green bottle fly) is the source of this 655-nucleotide messenger RNA. RefSeq lists its product as uncharacterized. The record is from RefSeq and is a predicted model, not a curated record. Bases 55 to 648 code for a protein of 197 amino acids. The transcript has 2 exons. NCBI's taxonomy places the organism in Eukaryota, Metazoa, Arthropoda, Insecta, Diptera, Calliphoridae.